GGCCGAAUGGCCUCCUCUCGUUCCUUAUUUCUUAAGUGUGAGGUUUGAGAGAAAGUUAUGGGUGCCCUUCUAUAAGCAGUCCUUUAAAAUUAAUAGUUCCGGUUAACAGUUAAAUUAAAAGUACGUAGGGUGACUUCUCGUCGUCUUUGGAAUACUCUUCUGUAUUUUGCACCUUACUGCGUACAAUUGUUGUCCGAUAAUUAGUUUGAUGGUUCUCGCUGAGCUUCUAUUUUAAAAACACUGCACACAAGUCAUUUUACACAGGCGAUACGAGGCGGUUGAUAGACUUGUCCAUUUAUUUUUUCCCCCACAAUAUAGGCCUACUCAUUAGGAAAGAAAUGUAUAGUUUUGUCUCCCUUGCCAGUUGCCACCAUUGUUAUACAGCUACGUAACAAGCAGCGACAACAUUUGUCUUUUCAUCGUUGAUUUGAAUCUGAUUCAAUAGCCUAAGAGCCAACAAAAAACGCAGAAUUAGAUUGCGGCAGUUCGCGUUUUAGCCCCAAAGUGUCUUUAAUUGAUCAUAAGCACCGAAUCACGCCGGUUUCCGCAGUUCAGCCGGAUGUUUAUGUUUCCAUGGCUAUUGUAUGGAGAUGAAGCGUACUUUCCUGAAAACGACUGGCGAGGUAGCCUAUAACAUUAAAGAAAGGUUUGUGCGAUGACAACGAUGACGGAGUUGCACCAGGCUGUCGCAUCUGAGGACUACGAUCUGGUGGAAGAAAUAGUAAAGAGUAAGAGAUGCAACCCCAACCAGAAAGACGUCGACUGGGAUUACAGGACGCCACUCCACUGGGCAGCCGCAAAAGGACAGGCAGACACAGUAAGGAUCCUGUUAGAGCACGGUGCAAGCCCCUGCCUGAGGACUGCUUCAGGCUGGACCCCCACCCACUUCGCCGCAGAGUCAGGGAGGCUGGGUGUGCUCCGGCUGCUGCACUCCACACACGCCCCCAUCGACACGGAGGACUGCUCCGGAGACAGACCCAUGAGGAUCGCGCAAAUUUACGGACACAAGGAUUGUGUGGAAUUCCUUAAAACUUUGGGUUCGUUGCAGAGCAGAAGAGGAGUGCAGAGCGUACCGCAAGCAGGCCCAUCUCAAAGGCAUCGCCUUGGAGGACGUAGACGAGGAAUGGGAGGAGCAAAAGAGAGAAAUCGAGCUAAACAGACAUGCUAAACAAAACACGAUUUGUGAUUCAAAACAGAAGAUGACGUUACAUUCCGUAAAAACGAAAGGCAAAACACAUGUUUCGAAAAUGUCAACGGCAAACAAAUAGCACACUUACUGUAGUUUAAACAGCCACCCAGGUGAAAUUAGGAAUUAGUUUGGUAUAAAAAAACAAACCAUUCAUUAUCAUUGCAGUUACAUGUUUUAUGAUAAUAACAGGUUAUGUCCAUAUUUCAUUGCCAUAAUCUUUAAUCUAGCACAUGGUUGUGAUGCACCUAACUUGAUGUUUUUGGACUGCGGGAGGAGUUUAAUGGGGAAAAUGUAUAAAACUCAUGCUGUCAACUGGGGGUGGAAAUCUAACCCACAAUGCAGGAGUUAAGCCAAAAUGCUACCCAGGAGUGCGUUUCUCCAAAGCUUCGUAACGCUAAGUACUCUGUUAUCUUGCACUUAAGAUCAGCCGCUAGUUAGCGAGUGUUUAUUUAAUCCUUUCGUAACUAAGGUAUACUUAGUGUAAUGCAGGGGCGGGCAAUCUUAUCUGCAAAGGGCCGGUGCGUAUGCAGGUUUUUGGGAUAACCUGAAGGUCAGCUGUUCAAACCCAGGUGUGAGGACUCUUCAGCCAAUCAGUCCUCUAAUUAGUAAUCUAAUUAGGGAGUUGCAGCGAAAACCUGCAUACACAGCGGCCCUUUGCGGAUAAGAUUGCCCACCCCCGGUGUAAAGUAUAAAGAAACUAUGAAGUAUAAAGCUAAAAAAGAUACUGUACUGUCGAUAACAGGAACAAGAAACCAAACCUGGAUCCAAACUUCACUGGGUUCCGGGUAGGUCUCACAU
This is a messenger RNA of Paramormyrops kingsleyae, 1987 nucleotides long. NCBI's taxonomy places the organism in Eukaryota, Metazoa, Chordata, Actinopteri, Osteoglossiformes, Mormyridae. The record is from RefSeq and is a predicted model, not a curated record.